Helianthus annuus (common sunflower) is the source of this 441-nucleotide messenger RNA. RefSeq lists its product as uncharacterized. The record is from RefSeq and is a predicted model, not a curated record. Bases 11 to 400 code for a protein of 129 amino acids. The transcript has 3 exons. NCBI's taxonomy places the organism in Eukaryota, Viridiplantae, Streptophyta, Magnoliopsida, Asterales, Asteraceae.
CUAUGUGACCAUGAAAAGAAAAGCGGAAAGGAAACUUGGGCGUGAAUUGACGAUUCAUGAAGCGUUUAAGCAAUCACACUGCAGGAAAGGAAGUCGACCAUUGGAUAAAGAUCUAAGUUGUAGCAAUUCACUACUUUUGGAAGUUGAUUCGGAAGGGGACACUCAAGAAGAAAAUCUUGUAUGGGUUGAUGCUAGGGCAGAGGAGACUUGGGUUAAAUAUGAAGGUUUUCUUGAGGAGAAGUAUGGGAAAGAACGUAAUAAACAUCCAAAAUUUGACAAAGACUUGUGGUCACGAGCUGAGGGCAAGAAUAAAGGAAAAGGGUACGGGUUAGGCAAUGAUAGUGACCCGUGUGUACAUAGCAGAGAAGACCCUGAGGUAUUUUUAAUCCUUUUAGACUAAUAACUUUUAUGCAUUUGUAUCGUUUCCCACUGUUAUUAUGU